GUCAGCUGGCAGCCUGGGCUGUUCUCGCCGCUCCGGACAUAGCGCCGAGAAAAAUGCUGCUCUCCGUACCGCCAAGGGCAGGAAUCAACCCAUACAACGGCUAUAACAGCAGAAACAGCAAAAAGCAGGCCUAUGUGUCCUCCGGCCACCAGAUGGCGCCCCCCAGUCCCAACACCAACAGUAGCAGUAACAGCAGUGGGGGAGGGGAACAGCUGAGUAAAACAAACCUGUAUAUCCGCGGCCUCCAUCCGGGAACAACGGACCAAGACCUGGUCAAGCUCUGCCAACCGUAUGGCAAGAUUGUGUCAACCAAGGCCAUCCUGGAUAAAACCACCAACAAAUGUAAAGGAUAUGGCUUUGUGGACUUUGAUAGUCCGGCAGCAGCACAGAAGGCUGUUACAGCUCUGAAGUCCACUGGGGUCCAGGCUCAGAUGGCCAAACAACAAGAGCAGGACCCCACCAACCUCUACAUCUCCAACCUGCCAGUGUCUAUGGAUGAGCAAGAGCUGGAGAGCAUGCUCAAGUCCUUUGGCCAGGUCAUUUCCACACGCAUCCUCCGAGAUGCUAACGGGACCAGCCGCGGUGUGGGAUUUGCCAGAAUGGAAUCCACGGAGAAGUGCGAGGCUAUAAUCCAGCAUUUCAACGGCAAAUUCAUCAAGACUCCACCGGGAGUGCCUGUGCCCACAGAGCCCUUAUUAUGUAAGUUUGCAGACGGAGGUCAGAAGAAGAGACAGAACCAGGGGAAGUACCUCCACAACGGAAGGCCCUGGGCUAGAGAUGGAGAUACAGGAGGAAUGACGCUUGCGUAUGACCCCACAGCCUUACAAAAUGGCUUCUACUCCUCGCCCUACAGUCUGGCUCCAAACCGAAUGAUCGCCCAGACUUCCCUCUCCCCCUACAUGCAUUCUCCUGUCUCGUCCUACCAGGUACACAGCCCGUCCUGGAUGCACCAUCAGUCAUACCUCAUGCAGCCAGCUGGUACAGUUCUUACCCCAACAAUGGAUCAUGCCAUGUCCAUCCAGCCCACGUCCAUGAUGGGACCUCUUGCCCAGCAGCUAAGCCACCUGUCCCUGGGCAGCACGGGCACAUAUAUUCCGGCCAACACAACUAUGCAGGGGACCUACAUCCCCCAGUACACCCCAGUGCCUCCCUCCAGUGUCCCAGUAGAGGAGAAUGGUGGUCAACAGCAACAGGUUGCCAUGGAGACUCCGGCAGAACACACAAACUACUCAUACCAACACACCAAGUGAAGCUAAGCUCCCAGCAGGGUGGGGCCACGGGCACGAGAUGAAUCCAACCAAACAGGAUUCAGCUGGAAGAGAACUGUGCUCCAUACCAUCACCAAGCACCUGGACUUGAACAUGGAUAACAAAAGGAACAUGUGUGUGUGUGUGUGUGUGUGUGUGUGUGUGUGUGUGUGUGUGUAUGUGUAUGUGUAUGUGUAUUUGUGUGUGUGUGUGUGUGUGUGUAUGUGUGUGUGUGGGAGUGUGUGCAUGUGUGUAUGUCUGUAUUUUUGUUUUUUUAAAGAAAAAGGACAACACUUACAUCAUUGGACUUUCCUGCUCACAUCUUCAAGAGUCGAUCAACCAAAGGUGGGAAACUUCUUCACAGAAGCUUUGAUCUAUUUUGAUAACUGAAAAAAAAGGAACAUAACAAGAAGUUAAAAAAACAACAAAGAAAAAAAAACUUAUGAGAGGAGGAAAAGACACAGAGCAUUAUUUUUGUGCACGUAAUAUAACAAAUUCUUAUUUUUUAAAAAAGCAUUCUGGAUGUUUCAGGGUGAUUCAAGGAAGAGUUGAAACACAAUGUGUCUUUUAUUUUUUUGUAAAAUAUGCAAACUUUUUAUUUUUAUUUCCUGAUGUCUGUUGUUUGACGUUCUAUUUGCGGCAGCGGGGACAACAAUUUGUACAGAUUUAGAAACUUACAAAAACACUUUUGCUGGUCUGAUGUGUCGAGUCAUUCUAACCGUGGAGAGGCGAACCGUUUAAAGCUACUUCUUCCUGUAACUGCUGCAGAGAUUUCUAGUCACACACAGAUGAUAACAACAUUGUUUAUAGCUGAAAUUCUUCUUUUUUUAAAAGAUUUUUCCAUAAGUGAACAAAAGACAAUCAGUUAUUUCUAUUUAUAUUUGAAUCAUAGUUCUAUUUUUUAGAGUUUUUAGAUCAUUGGAACAUACAUUUAUAGAAAAAAAGGUUAUUUAAUACUGUUGUCUAUAAAGACAUUAAUGAUGGGCUCUAAUAUUUCGCUCAUGAAAAUUCUUCUUUUUGAUGACUCGGAUGACUUUCAAUUCAGUCUAUUCAUCAAAAAUGACACCUGUUCAUACUAAUAGUCAUACUGAUUUAUUAGAAUGUAACUCCAUGUUGCAUAGGUGUCAAUGAGAAGUGGUUUUAAGCGGUUUCGCUGUGGCAAACCUUCAGGUAUCAUUAAAUUCAUCCAUUCUGUCGAAGGGAUGAAGAAGUGAACGUGCUUUAGAUCAGUUCGAUUACUGAAAGAUUAUGUGUACAAAGAACAAUGCAGUUACUAAAUUAAGAUAUAGUUUAGCAAAAGCAAUGAGGGAAAUCAAAUAGAAGACUAACACGAUCCCUGAGAAUAAUUAGUUUGUAAGGAAAGGGAGCUGUAAGUCUUUUUUUUCAAUGCUGCUGUUGUCACCUGAGUUUGAUUCUCUGUCAGUGAUUUUUUUUAGUUUGUAGAAAGUUAAAUGUUUCUGUUUUCCUUUUGUCUGUCACUUGAAAACCUUUUGAGCUAAUUUGCCUUAAUUUUGAUGAAUUUUAUCUUUGAAGUAGAUAUUAGCUGUAGAUUUUAGCUUUUUACAGAGAGUAGAUGUUAGAUGUUUUUUCUCUGCGUAGGGAUUGAUGCUGUUUUCUUGUGCACAUCAAGUUUUCUUCUCGUUUUUUGUUUUUCACACAAAUUUCCGUUCCAAACCUUGUGUCGUCUGUCCUCAUAUUGUGUCUGGCCUGUUUGUACAGAGUGAAGAGUUGAACCAAACAGUGAGUUCAUUUAGUGCUGAUCCAAAAGAUUCAUACUGAAGCUGCAUCAGUGUUGUGGCUCAGAGAGGCUUCAUGCACACAAACAAGCCCCGCAUGUGGAGCUCAUGUCGCCACGUAGAGUGCAUCCAAAUAUGUUGAACUUUAAUUUAUGCAGACAUCAAAAACUGUAGAUAUGUAGAUAAUAGAAAUAAUGGUUUUACUAAGGACUGCUCACCAGACCAUGGAAGUGCCAUUAAAGACGAUUCUUACAGCCUUUAGUGAGACAGCAUGUCUGAAUGAAUUUAGGAGUGAUCCGAAAUUCUGCAAAAACAACUUUUAGCUAAGCCUUAAUGUUUUCCUCUGGAUGAACUGCCUGAUCUCUCACAGGAUCGACACUAAGUUGUAAAUACUACAGAAAUGGCAACAGGCAUGUUUGAAUACCGUCGAGUUAGUCAUCACGUCAGUCGAGUUAGCUUUAGGGUUAUGUGGAGCUUUUCUUCCCGCUCUUUAACCAUCCAUGUUUGAGUCCAAUGAUAAAUGCAGUGUGAAAACAUGCUUCUCAAGGCUCGCAAUUUGAUGAUUCUGUUUCUUUCACAUUUUUUUUCACAUGUCCGCUUUUUGCUGUGUGUUUCUAUUAUUCAUUUCCGCAACCAAAGAUGUUGUAGCCACCCAUCUUUUAGCUCUCUGUCACAGAUAAACUGCUCUCAAAUGCCCCCUUUCUGCCUUUGACAGAAUCAGGAAGAGAAAGAUCACUAUAAGAUUGGUGACCUGCAUGCAGUGUUCCACAUUGUGACCACAGUUUAAAGGUCCAGUGUGUGGGAUUUAGUGCCAUCUAGCUGUGAGUGUGCAGGUUGACACUAACUGAGUAUUCCUCCCAAUACCACUUGCUUCCCAAGCGUGUAGGAGAACCUGAAGUGGCCUUCAGGUAAAGUAAACGAGAGAUCCUCUCUGGGGACGGUGUUUGGUUUGUCUGUUGUGUGCUCCUAUAAAUACAUGGCAGUUCAAUAUGGCCAGCUUUAUGGAAGAGGACCUGCUGCUUUUGCAGAUUGUAAUCUGUAAUUCAAUUCAGUUCAAUUCAAUUCAAUUCAAUUCAAUUCAAUUCAAUUCAAUUCAAUUCAAUUAAUUUCAAUUCAAUUCAAUUCAAUUCAGUUGAAAUCAAUUCAAUUCAGUUGAAAUCAAUUCAAUUUAAUUUAUAUUGCCCAAAAAGUUUGCCUGAGCUGUACAAACUUUCCAGAAUAUGAGACCAUCUUUUGACCCUCACUUUAGCUAAGGAAAAAAAAAAAUUUUCAGGGAAAAAAAAUUAUAUUGGACUAAUCCUAAAAAAAACACAAUUCUUAAAUCCACGAUUAUUUAUGCAUAUUAGAAUCAUUGCAGAAAAAAUGUUUAAUUACAGAGCCGGGGGUGGCGACUUAGGGUGUUUGCUUGUUUCUAUAUUUUGUUAUUAUUAUUAUUAUUAUUAUUAUUACUUUCUCCUUUUUUAUGUAAAGCACUUUGUGUUGCAUCUCUCGUAUGAAAAGUGCUAUACAAAUAAAGUCUGAUUGAUUGAUUGAUUGAUUGAUUGAUUGAUUGAUUGAUUGAUUGAUAUAUGGAGACAAAAAUCUGAAAUUAAAGUUGUACAUUUACAAGAACAAAAUAAAUGUUAUCUGAGAAUAUAUAUAUACAGUCAUGGAAAAAAAAUUAGCCAUUUUCCAUGGUUUUCUUGAUAAUAACCAAAAUCAUUAUGAAGAAAACCAUAGAAAAUGUCUUAAAAUGUCUCAAACUCUUAUGAGCUAUUUUUGUUGUUAUCAUACAAAUGUCAACAAAUGCAUUGUUAGUUGUACCAGGCAUUAAAAUGAACAAUAAACUGAAGAAAAUAUGAGUGGUCUAAUAUUAUUUUUCCAUGACUGUAUAUAUAAAAAUGCUCUGUAUUGCAAUAUAUAUAUAUAUAUAUAUAUAUAUAUAUAUGUAUAUAUGUAUAUAUGUAUAUAUAUAUA
Molecule: messenger RNA, 4939 nt
Organism: Centropristis striata (black sea bass)
Lineage: Eukaryota; Metazoa; Chordata; Actinopteri; Perciformes; Serranidae
Gene: rbms2a
Product: RNA binding motif, single stranded interacting protein 2a
Exons: 14
Coding region: 54-1250 (398 amino acids)
Cellular component (GO): cytosol; ribonucleoprotein complex
Molecular function (GO): mRNA binding
Source: RefSeq, a predicted model, not a curated record